Trichoderma reesei QM6a is the source of this 1995-nucleotide messenger RNA. RefSeq names its product Na+/proline symporter. Lineage: Eukaryota; Fungi; Ascomycota; Sordariomycetes; Hypocreales; Hypocreaceae. The record is from RefSeq and is a predicted model, not a curated record. The coding region runs from base 1 to 1995 and encodes 664 amino acids. Gene Ontology annotation, cellular component: plasma membrane. Gene Ontology annotation, biological process: urea transmembrane transport. Gene Ontology annotation, molecular function: urea transmembrane transporter activity. The transcript is spliced from 6 exons.
AUGCUUCAGCUUCACCUUGAGAGAGCGGCAGCCAAUGGCGGUGCUACCGUCAGUCCGCCUCUACCGCAGGUGGCAGGCUAUGUUGUCGUCAUUGGGAUUGGCUUCCUGAUUGCAUUCAUCAUGAUGUUUGCGACACACCUGCUGAAGAAGACGGUUGGUGAAGACAACAGGACGACAGAGAUGUUCAUGACGGCGAACCGCUCUGUCGGGACGGGGCUGACGGCUUCAGCCGUGGUAUCAUCCUGGCUCUGGAGCACGGCCAUGCUGGGAAGCACGCUUGUGGGCUACAACUUUGGGGUUGCGGGACCGUUCUGGUUUGCUGCUGGGUGCUCUCCCAUGAUUGUCUUCUUUGCCCUGCUGGGCAUAGCAUGCAAGCUGCGGGUACCGGAGGCUCACACCUUGCUCGAGAUUGUGAGGGUACGAUAUGGCAUUGCGGGACAUGUUGUGUGGAUUGCGCUGUGCUUGAUCAACAACAUUAUUGCCAUUGCCAAUAUGCUCCUCGGAGCAAGUGCAGCCAUAUCAGCGCUCACCGGGAUGCAUGAGAUCGCGGCAACAUUUUUGCUUCCCGUUGGUGUCAUUCUCUACACCUUUGUUGGCGGCAUCAAGGCAACCUUCUUGACCGACUACUUCCACACGUUCGUCAUCACGGUCAUCAUCUGCUUCUUCACGAUCAAGACUUUUACUGUUCCGGAGAUUGGCUCUCCGGGUGGCCUUUAUGAGCUCGUUGUUCAGGCUGGCAAGGCCCAUCCCGUGCCUGGCAACCAUGAUGGCUCCUACGUGACAAUGACCAGCAAGAAUGCCAUCCUCUUUGGCAUAAUCCACAUCCUGGCCAACUUUGGUCUCGUAAUCAUGGACACUGGCUUCUUCGCAAAAGCCUUUAGUGCUGCUCCUCAAGCAGUCGUCCCCGGAUACAUCAUCGGCGGCAUUGCUUACUUUGCAAUCCCCUGGUGUCUCGGCACUCUGAUGAGCUUCUCAGCUCUCGGCCUAGAAAACACACCACGCUUCCCCACGUUCCCCCGAAGGAUGACUUCAGACGAAGUCUCCAACGGCCUUGUCAUGCCCUAUGCUGCCUUUGCCAUUGCGGGCAAGGGAGGAGCUGUUGCAGUCCUGUUGAUCACCUUCAUGGCUGUUACAUCGACUAUUAGUGCUCAGGUCAUAUCGGUUUCUUCCAUCAUCAGCUUUGACAUCUAUCGACAAUACUUUAACAAGGCGGCAACAGACAGAGACGCCAUUCGAUGGAGCCACAUAGGCGUCGUCUUCUUCGGGCUGUUUUCCGCGGCAUUCUCAACAGCUCUCUUCUACGGAAACGUGAACCUCGGGUGGACGCUGUACAUGCUCGGCGUCCUGACAUGUCCCGGAAUCUUCCCUACCGUCUUCACCAUUCUCUGGAAGCGACAGUCUCGAGCUGCCGCCGUCAUCUCUCCACUCUUGGGCAUGGCCACGGGCAUCUCGGUCUGGCUCGGCACGGCACACACUUUGUAUGGCGAAGUCACCGUGGCUUCAACCGGACAAACCGUGCCCUGCGUCUACGGAACGGUGGCAUCAGCGCUAAGCCCUGGGCUUUAUUCCAUCGUCAUCUCGCUCGUUAGGCCGGCCAAUUACGACUGGGCAGACUUCCGAAAGGAGCGGCUGGCAUUUGGCAGGACAAGCGGCUCCUCUGAUCCUCAAGCUGCUGGUGACUCCAAGUCCCCUGCAGUAACUGAGUCGGGCUACUUGGAGGACGCCGCCAAGUUUCGGAAAUGGGGGAAGAUUGCUGCUUUCUGGGCAGCAGCAACGUUCUUGGGCCAUUGGGUAUUCUGGCCGCUUCCCAUGUAUGCUUCUCACUACGUCUUCUCCAAAGGCUUCUUUGUCGCUUGGAUUGUUGUCGCCAUCAUUUGGGUCUGGUGCACAAUGCUGAUUGCUGGGUUCUAUCCGAUCAUUGACGGUCGAAAGCAAAUACUGCUGGUGUACCGUGGAUUGAGGGGAAUCAGAAGAAAUGUCUCAGCUUUUAGCUAG